AUGGCAGUGUUGGGUGAACCCAUUACGAGCACCACCAUACCCCUCCUGAAUGUUCUUGCCUUCAGAAAACGAUCCAUCAUCAGUGCACUACAAAUUAUCAGCAAUGGGCGACUAUCAGCAAACUUGUCUCCAGAUUCCUUCGAUGUUGUUGGGUUGGGUAAUGCUUGCAUAAAUGAAACAGGAUAUCAUGCUGGAAACCAGUUUGCAAACAUCGUCUGCUUCUUCAACAUCCCAAACCUGGAAGCCAUAACCGUAGCCGAGCAAGAGAACUUUCUUUGUGAUGCCUCCCUCGAGUUCUAG
This is a messenger RNA of Fraxinus pennsylvanica, 300 nucleotides long. NCBI's taxonomy places the organism in Eukaryota, Viridiplantae, Streptophyta, Magnoliopsida, Lamiales, Oleaceae. The record is from the annotation of a GenBank genome assembly.